AUGAACGCGGCGAUUCAAUGUUUGGUCCACUCGCCUUUGCUUCCGGAGUACUUCAAGUCAGAGUACAAAUUCGAUGUGAAUCUGAACACCAAGUUUGGAAUGGCCGGGAAACUGGCCGUGGCUUUCGCCGAGCUUCUACGAGACAUUCACAACGCCCGGGAAACAGGCUCUGGGGUGGUGGCCCCAAGGGACUUCAAGCGGAUCUUCUCAGACUUCAAGCCGCAGUUUGCCGGGUGGAAACAGCAGGAUUCCCAAGAAUUCCUCUCGAUGUUUCUGGCCGGACUGAGUGAAGACGUGAACCGCACCACCAAAAAACCCUACCGAGAGCUGAAAGACUCCGAAGGCCGCCCGGACGACGAGGUGGCCUUGGAGUACUGGCAGGCUCACUGUCUUCGUGAGGCCACGAGAUUCGGAAGGAACCCAUCCAGCUAUAGCUAUCCGCUUCAGAUUUCAAGAAUACAAGUAAAGGCAGUCAAGGGUGAGCAGUUGAGUCCCACACUUCCGAGCACACUUGAGCUUCACCGGAGCACGUCGCCAGCGCUCUGCUGUGGCGGCGCUCUUCUCGGGACAGUUCCGCUCGGUCCUGCGGUGUCAGAAAUGUGGUUAUACGAACCAUUCGUUUGA
Messenger RNA from Durusdinium trenchii, 624 nucleotides. Lineage: Eukaryota; Dinophyceae; Suessiales; Symbiodiniaceae. The record is from the annotation of a GenBank genome assembly.